AAAAACCCGCCACCAUACCCGUCCCGAGCCCCUCCCUAGAACGGCAACUACAUCAAUUCCAGUCAUUAAUUAAAAUACUGUCCGAAAAAAUGGCUCCAAAGAAGCAACCGCCACCGGCAGCAUCAGGUGCCCGACCGCGACGCGUCACUAGAGCCACCGCCAAGCUCACAUCUCCUGAACCCAGCCCUUCCUCCGCCACUACUAAAUCUCCAAAACAUGUCGUCCCUAAAACGACACCGCAACCAGCUCCCAAUGUUAACGUUUCACCGUCUCCUUCUCUUUCAGCUCCAAUUUUCACCGAAACGACGCCGGUUACUUUCAGUGCAGAAACUGCGGCAAACAACGGUGGAGAAGAGAAAGAAACUCAGAGAAUCAAUUGCGCGGGAAACGAAACCCUAGAUAAUAAUAUUAAUGCGAGUCCAGAAAUUUCAGGCGGAAUUGAGGAGAAAGAAUCAACGACGCCGAAGAAGAAGAAGACGGUGAAGAAGGUAAUAGUGACGGUUGUGAAGAAAGUAGUUAAAAAAAGAGUGCCUAAAUCCAUGAUUAAAGAAUUGGCUGCUGCUGCUGCUUCUGGUUCUUCUUCGAGUCCGAUUAAAGAGUUAAAUAAUAAAGAAGAAGACGUUUCCGAUGACAACAACGACGACGAUGAGGAUGAUAAAUUAAAUAGUGAAGGGAUGGAGGAGGAUAAAGGUUUGCCAUUGUCGGUUGAAGAAGUUGUUAAUAUGGAGGUUGAUGAUUUGAUAACAAUGGGUGAAGAGGGAAAUGGAGUAGUUGAUGCACUAAAGAAUGAGCUUGUAGUUCAAAAUUCGGAUUUUGCUACAGCAAUGCCCGUGGAAACUGUGAACUCAGAAUUAGUUAGGGGAGCGCAUAUGGACAAUGCUGUUCAAGAGGCUGAUUUUUCUGUUGAGAUGCCCGAGGAAGUAGCAAACUCGGAAUUACUAAGAAUUAGAGAAAAUGAGAAUAUAGCUGAAAAAUCUGAUUCUCCAGCUGAAGUGCUAAUGGAAGCGGUUAAUGCAGACUUAGUUAGGGAUAUAGGUAAUAGUAAUGAUGAUAUAGUUCAGAAGUCUGAUUUUACUACUGCAAUGCCCAUGGAAACUCUGAACUCAGAAUUAGUUGGAGGAGCACAUAUGGACAAUGCUGUUCGAGAGGCUGAUUUUCUUGUUGAGAUGCCCGGGGAAGUAGUGAGCUCGGAGUUACUUAGAAACAGAGAAAAUGAGAAUAUAGCUGAAAAGUCUGAUUCUCUUGCUGAAGUGCUAAUGGAAGAGGUGAAUGCGGAUUUAGUUAAGGAUAGAGGUAGUAAUAAUGAUGGUAUAGUUCAGGAGUCUGAUUUUGUUACUGCAGUGUCUGUGGAAGUUGUGAAUACGGAGUUAGUUGGGGAUAGCAGUAAUGAGGCUGAAGUUCAUGUGACAAAUUCUACUACUGAAUUAUCUAUGGAAGUGGCAAAUGCCGAGUUAGUUGAGAAUAAAAACAACUGUGAUAUCGGUCAAAAUUCUGAUUCUUGCACAGAAAUUCCCAUUGGAAUGAUUAAUGUGGAUUUAGUUGGGGAUACAAAGGAUGAUGGUGUAGCUCUAGAGAACGAUUCUUCUACAGAAAUGGCCAUAGAAGCGAUAAAUGCAGACUUAGUCGGGGAUAGACAUGACACGGGUGUGGCACAAGCUGUGGGCUCGAGUACUGGAUAUGGAGAAGACGGAAAGGGGUAUGGUGAUGCGGGCAAAGGGAAGAUACCAUUGAGUGGAGAACUGGAAGCUUUGGAACGGAGGAGGAGGAGAAGGACAGAGAUUUUUAUUGGGGGUUUGCACACUGAUGCUAAGGAAGAGGAUGUCAGGAAUGUUUUUGAGGAAGUUGGUGAGAUUGUAGAAUUGAGGGUGGUUUUUAAUAGCAAGACAGGGAAGAAUAAAGGCUAUGCAUUUGUGAAAUAUGCUUCAGCUGUUGAUGCAAAGAAGGCACUGGAGAAAUAUGCAAAAGUUGAGAUUUGUGGAAAACAGUGUUCUACAGCACCUGUUGAGGGCAAUGACACCAUUUUUCUUGGCAACAUUGACAAGAAGUGGGCAACUACAGAUGUUACUGAACUAUUGCAAGAGAUUGGAAUUGAGAAAAUAGAUAAAGUCACAGUGAUGGCCAACCCUUCUAAUGUUGCACGAAAUCGAGGGUUUGCUUUUGUAGAAUUUGAAACUUACAAAGACGCUCAAAAUGCUUACAAGAAACUCCAAAAGAAGGACCUCGGAAAGCUUCAAAAUAUAAAAGUUGCUUGGGCCGAACCCAUAAGUGAGCCGGAUGAAGAAGAAUUGCUGAAGGUGAAAUCAGUAUAUGCAGAGUACUUACCUCCUUCUUGGGAUGAGGAAAAAGUGAAAACUUACUUUACAAAGUUCGGAGAAAUUGAUAAUAUUGUUCUCUCUCGAAAUCUGCACUCCUCUAAGAGAAAAGACUUUGCCUUCAUUAAUUUUGAAACCCGCGAAGCUGCUCUUACUUGCAUAGAAACAUUCAAUCACGAGACAUUGGUUGAUGAGGGAUCUCAGGUAAAUGUGAAGGUAUCCCUUGCUAAACCUAUACCUAAGGGAAAACUCCAUAAGAAAAUCUCCGAGCCUCCUACAAAAGAAAUUUCCAAACAGAAGCGGGCAACCCAUUAUCCUGCAAAGCCAACUGAGCCCAGGAAAAAGGAAAGUCCUGUGAUACGUAUAAACAGUCAAAGAAAUAAUGAUUCAAGAUCGCCUGGAACUUCUCAACUUGAACAACUCUUAGCAGAGCGCGCUCUACAAAAGCAAAUGCAAGGAAGAUUGGGGACAGGAACUACAAAUCUGGAAUAUUUUCCAGUUUCACGUGGACAAAAACGCUAUUUUUCUGCAUUGGGAGAUGAUCUAAGCUAUUCAGAUCCUAGAAGACAGACCCAUAUGCGAGUGGAAAAUCCUUUUCCAGUUGGAAGAAGUCUAAGCCGUGGGGAAGUUCCUCAAGGGGCUGGCACACUGCCUUAUUCAUAUUAUCAGCAACAAGGUCCUGAUUAUGAAGCAGGUCAUAGAUACAUGGAUUAUGCACAUAGCUUUCAGAGGGAAGAACCUCGAUACCAUGGAAGAGGCAGAGGCUACUAUAGAUGUAAGUCUACAGUUUCGUCCCUUUUUCUUUUAUCUUAGUAUCAAGGUUCUUCAAAUGUCCCAGAAAGUUCACUGGUUGGGAUUAGAAUUUAGAACAACUCAUUUCUACAAAAUCAUCGUGCAGUUUCAACCUUCAAAUUUCUUAUCACUAUUUUUUUUAUUUAGCGUGUGGUACUGGCUGGAGGUUGGAGAUAACGUCAGUACUUAUAAAUUGAGGCUUUAAGAGCCUUUAUUAUAUUUUAAAUGCCAACCACUAGAAUAUCAUACACUACUGAACACUUCAUACAUUUAAAAGAACAAACCCAAAACUCUCUUCAGUGUUUUUCUUCUAAUAUGGUUAAAAAAAUUCACCACGGGUAUGUAUUUAAGGCUCGUCUCUUAUGCUGUAAUUGGAGUGUGCUUUCUUCGAUUCGUUUUCAUUUAUGCAAUCUCCUAUUUACGCUUCUCCGUCACUAAUUGUUCUCUGUUGUGUAUAGAUUGACGAGCUUAUCUGAUAUUGCAGAAUGGCAGAAUUGAGUGCUCUGAGUAUUAACCAGAAAUUUUGUACCCUAGCAUCCUUCUCUUCACCCUGUAUCAUGUGUUAUUGACAAAUUUAUAAUAUUGUACAUAGCAACUGAUUCCAUUGUAUGCAUAUUCUAAUUGUUAGAUAUUUAUUAGCUGAAUUAAGUGUUAAAUAUAUGUUGAUCAUUAAAUUUCAUCAA
Messenger RNA from Mercurialis annua (annual mercury), 3787 nucleotides. RefSeq names its product nucleolin 2-like. The transcript has 11 exons. Bases 90 to 3125 code for a protein of 1011 amino acids. Gene Ontology annotation, cellular component: nucleus. The record is from RefSeq and is a predicted model, not a curated record. Gene Ontology annotation, molecular function: mRNA binding. NCBI's taxonomy places the organism in Eukaryota, Viridiplantae, Streptophyta, Magnoliopsida, Malpighiales, Euphorbiaceae.